UAAACAAACAGUUUAGGUUUGUUGUUUCUCUGCUUGUUUAGCAGUUGUAAAUUUUGGGCGUUGGCUGUGUUUUUGGUUCUCUGUUGUGCUACAUGAUUUUGAAAACUUGCAUUUUUUUCUUGUUAAUUCCAUGAAGGUUUGUUGUGAUAAAGUUUUUGAGUAGUGUUACAAGAAGUGUUCAAAAUAUUGUUUGGCGUAUGUGUAGUUGAAAUGGAAUUUGAAGAUUGUUACACUAGUGAUCAAAAGAGUUUGUGCAAGAAAUUGUUAAACUCCUUCAUUCAUUUUCAAGUCCAUCCACAUGAAAGAAAGAUCCGGCUUGCUCUAACACCACCCAUCAAUGUCAAAGUAUCAUUGAACUUGACAAUUCUUCACGGACCUUGCACCAUCAGCUGUGAGGGAGACAUUAACAGCUGUGAUAUAAUCCCAGAGAAUGAUUUCUGGCCUGACACAACACACCCCUUCUAUAUCAACAACUGCAUACCUUCACACAACUACUGUGUCACUGCUUCAAUUGGAGAAUGCUGUCCCAUUUGUACAAAUUCUGUUUUUAUGGAAGAUAACCAGAAGGAGUAUUACGACGAAGAAGGUUGGCAGUGGAGUACUAUGAUGGCAUUAGUAAUAAUACUCAUCAUUAUUUUACUUUCAUUCUGUUUUGUAGCUGUCCUGAAGAAUUAUUUCAUAAGAGGACAUGAGUAUUCAAGAGGGAACACUCAAAACAUGGAACGUCAGUUUACACAACAUAUUUUGGACAUAGAAAACAACCGUAAAAGUGUUCAGUUGGUUUGUUUUUAUUUGCGAGAAAGCAACCAACUAUAUGUUGAUAUGGUGAAAUCAGUGCAGGAAUUCCUCAGGGGAAAAGGUAUAAAUGUGAUUGACAUUUAUGAUGAAGAAGAAACCAUAAACUGUUCCAUUUCUAAUUGGGUUCACAAUGUUUUAAAGAAAGAAAAAGCAAAAGUAUUAAUUUUUGAUUCGGAAAAUAUUCAACAGCUUUGGAACGGUACCAUGGAUAGAGGCAGGAUUUUAAAACCUCUCGAACAAGUUAUCUAUUUUACUAGAACAUACAUACCAAUCACUAAUGUUCAUAAUUACUUGUUUGUUGUCAGAUUUCAGGAUAAAGACUAUGAUCAUGAGAGAUUUGUAGAUCUAAGUGAUGGAAGGUGUUAUGUGUACCCAAUACACAGAGAAAGACUUGCUGGUGAUAUUAAGUUAUAAAAAAAAUCAAGGAAGUAGGAAUCCUGGAAUCAAUUUAAGGAAUGUCUGUUUAUCUCUGCUAAAAAAAUUCUUAUGUAUAUUAAACCUUCUUGGGGUUAAAUACCACAGAGGAUAGACACCAGAUAUAAAAGAAAUGAAGUGUAUGAGACCUGUCCAGUGAACUGCAGCCUGCAAGGAGCUAAUGUUUAACAGCCAUGUAAAUAAUAAGUUUCUCUGAGAUCUCAAUAAAUAUAAGUAAGUUAUCAGA
Messenger RNA from Macrosteles quadrilineatus (aster leafhopper), 1459 nucleotides. RefSeq lists its product as uncharacterized. The transcript has 9 exons. The coding region runs from base 211 to 1212 and encodes 333 amino acids. NCBI's taxonomy places the organism in Eukaryota, Metazoa, Arthropoda, Insecta, Hemiptera, Cicadellidae. The record is from RefSeq and is a predicted model, not a curated record.